Molecule: messenger RNA, 1608 nt
Organism: Xylona heveae TC161
Lineage: Eukaryota; Fungi; Ascomycota; Xylonomycetes; Xylonales; Xylonaceae
Product: ribose-phosphate diphosphokinase
Exons: 7
Coding region: 1-1608 (535 amino acids)
Biological process (GO): purine nucleotide biosynthetic process; 5-phosphoribose 1-diphosphate biosynthetic process; ribonucleoside monophosphate biosynthetic process
Cellular component (GO): cytoplasm; ribose phosphate diphosphokinase complex
Molecular function (GO): magnesium ion binding; ribose phosphate diphosphokinase activity
Source: RefSeq, a predicted model, not a curated record
AUGCGUCGAGUGAAAAUCUUUGCGGGCUCGUCUCACCCAGCGCUCGUAGAGAGUAUCUGCACACGACUGGGCACGCAACCGGCAAAAUGUGAGCUGGGAAAGUUUAGCAAUGGCGAGACAAGCGUCAGCAUUGCAACCUCAAUUCGAGACCAAGAUGUCUUCAUUGUUCAGAGCGGAAGCAACAAUAUCAAUGACAGCGUCAUGGAACUGCUUAUCAUGAUCAAUGCCUGUAAAGGCGGGUCCGCGCGAUCAGUCACAGCUGUCCUGCCGUACUUCCCUUACUCUCGUCAAUCAAAGAAGAAGAGCCACCGAGGUGCCAUUACUGCACGAAUGUUGGCAAACCUUUUGUCCGUCGCAGGAGUCUCCCACGUCAUCACAGUUGACCUUCAUGCGUCUCAAAUGCAAGGCUUUUUCCAUCAGCCUGUGGACAAUCUGUAUGCAGAACCCCUCAUUGCCCGCUGGAUACGCAACCACGUACCGGGCUGGCAACAAGCCGUUGUUGUCAGCAAGAACCCGGGUGGGACAAAGCGUGUGACAUCGCUCGCCGAUGCCCUCAAGCUCAGCUUCGGUAUAGUUACAACAGACCGUCGACGACCUGGGAUGAGCGCCAGCAUGAUGCUUGACAGCAUGUGCGUCGAUAGCUCAGAUAACCCGCCACAAGCAGAGCUGGACGAAAAUGCUGUUGAAGUUCAAAUUGAGGGUGUGGAGGAUGGAACUUCCUCACCACCAAGGAGCAAUUCUGCUCGGCCGAAUCAUUUGUCAGUGAACGGAGCGCCUCAAUCGUCGACUCCUACAGCAUUUUCCGGAGCCAUGCACAAUGGCGUGCCAAGUAUUGGACAUAGCCCUUUGGCAAGAUCUACACGCAUCGACUCGAUAUCUAGUUCGCCUCCGACGCGACCACUCCAUCUGGCCCGGGCAGCAACUGUUGCUGUGACUUCGACUGCAGUGGCCCCUGAGGAAGAGGGAGACGAAUAUACAGAUGAGCGUGCUCGAGAUGUUAUCACAGGUCGUCUCAUUCAUGGCCACAUUGUAGACGAUGAUUAUCCGUCGCCCACACUGUCGGCCGCGUCUGGCUCUGUGGCAACCAUGUCGGGUGACAAAAAUGCAGACGAUAUCCCCGAUCCGAUGACUGCUUCCUUCCUUUCGAUUGCUUCCUCCAAGCGUCCGGAUCAUGCGCUUGGCGGCACGUAUGAUGCUGCUGCCAUGUCCGAUGAAGAAGACGAAGCGUACAAGGAUCCGGAAAUAGAACAUACUGUUACUCUUGUCGGCAAUGUCAAGGAUAGGACAGUUUUUAUUGUCGACGACAUGAUUGAUAAGGCCGACUCGUGGAUUGCUGCAGCUGAGACUGUUGUGAAGAGAGGAGGUGCCAAAAGGGUCUACUGUAUUGCGACGCAUGGACUCUUUGGUGACAAUUCCCUUCAGACAAUGGAGGAUUGUGAAUGCAUUGACCAUAUUCUUGUCACCAAUUCAUUCCCAAUCUCUCCAGAGCUAGCUCGCAGUUCGAGAAAGCUUGUUGUGCUUGAUUUGUCUAACCUGCUGGCAGAGGCGAUUCGACGCAAUCAUUAUGGCGAGAGUAUUUCCCAAUUAUUCGUCUCUGCCCCUGAGUAG